Molecule: messenger RNA, 4458 nt
Organism: Purpureocillium takamizusanense
Lineage: Eukaryota; Fungi; Ascomycota; Sordariomycetes; Hypocreales; Ophiocordycipitaceae
Exons: 1
Coding region: 1281-4253 (990 amino acids)
Molecular function (GO): S-adenosylmethionine-dependent methyltransferase activity
Source: RefSeq, a predicted model, not a curated record
CCCGCUCUUUCAAGAACGUUUGCUGUCCUGCUGUGCUCACAUCCAUACAUUGAUUGCAUCGUAGCCGCCUGGCGUCGCGCCGCCGAAACCUCUUCAACACGACGCCAUCCCCGGGUGCCUUCUCACUCGGUCCGUGGCCGUUUCAUCCUUUCUCGGGCGGCCUCUUCAACCCUUCUUUCCUUGGCUUUGGCUGGCUUACACCAAAACGUCCCCCGCGAUCACCGGGGCGGCCGCCAAACAAGGCCACGCACGAAGCGUCACCCGCCGCCCGCCUCGACUGCCGCUGCAGCCCCGGCACGGAUGUAACUACAUACGCGGCGGUCGCUCAUCGCCGGCCGCGUGUUUGUACCGCCAGAAGCACGUUUUCCCGCCCCGUCCAUCGUUUCCUACGACGACCGGCCAGGCCAAGUGCUAUCCCGCCAUCCCGCCUGCCCGCCUUCUGCCCCCAAGCGCAGCACGAUGCGCAUCGAACGCCGCCUCCAAUGGGCCGCCGCCCUCCACAGCCGUUAGCCGCCGAGCCUGCUGCACGACACUGCGCCAUUGGCUGUCCCGCUGCAGCCUCGAGAUGGUGGUGUCUCUUCGCGCGCGGCAGGCCAGUAGCUGCUCUGCCACACCGUCCAUGAUCCCCUGUCGUCCCAAUUUUAGCACGACGGCCGCCGGUGUGAUUGGGUGGCUUACUGAUGCGUCGACAGCUGGUUGGGAUGCGGGCUGCCUUUUGAUUGUCAAGCUGCCACCACCAUCACGAUGGUGUCCUGCGUCGUCGCUGCGUCUGGCCCUCGACUCCUCUCCAAUGGCCGCGCCGCUCCAGUGCCCGACGCAGGCCUAGUCACCCGUUCGAGAGCGGGCAAUGCAACUUCGUCCCCAUGAUGCAUUGCCCCAUCUGGCUCAUGGCACCCGUCCAGUGACGGAUCGACCUCCUCAGCCGAUAGCCGCCACCGCGUUCGUCGCCCGUAGUGCCUUAAGAGGCUGUACUCCCCUGGCCGCCUGGGGGCCAUGACCUGCUUCCGUUCCCUCCACAUUCGAUUCUCCUCUCCCCGUUGUCGUUGCAUUGCUUAACGUUGUAGAGCUAUCUAUAGAGAUGUUUCGUUGACCGAGGCAGCCUAUUGUUUGUCCUUCGCUACGACUCUCGACGCUGGUCGUCGAACGCCGACUCGUUACACUAAUACAGUACUUUUUUUUCGUUGUCCUUUUGUUUGCGGCGGGCCUGUCCGUUGUGCCUCGUUCUGCAGUGCGAUCGAUAUCUGGAUAUCUUUUCGUUCAGGUUCAGACGCGUGCGCACAAUGGCCGACACGCUGCGGCUACAGCAAGUCAGAUACCCGACUCCGGAGUCUUCGCUGGGUCGAAGGCCCAAGAGGUCACUUAAUCCGAUAAUAGAAGAGGACAGCGACGAUGGCCAGGCGCGGCGCGCCGCCGCCAGUCAGCAGGGGAGGCGUGCAGAUACUUCGCAUCUGAAGAUAGAGGCCUGGUUGUCUCCCAUGAGCGAUCACUUCCCGACACCCCGGGGAGUGAAUUAUCUCUCCGCCCCCGUCCUGCCCUCGUCACCGUCCACCGUGUCCGGUGGUGGCAGUUCGCCCACCACUUCGUCCAACCCCUGGAACCGGGCCAGCAUCGCCACCGACAACACCGAGUUCGAGGAUCUAUAUGAUGUCUCUGAGGAGGAGCAAGACGACCUGCCGCGCGGCCUGCGACGCUCAUCCUCGGUACGGGGAAACAGGACUCAGGACAUCCGCGCCCCUUCUGCGAAGCAACCGGCUCGUCUGACUAUACCUACGGACCGCGUCGCUGCCGACGACGUCUGGUCCGCCAUGGAUGAGCUCAGGAAGAUUACUUCCCCUGUUCCGCUGACGCCGGCGACCCAGCUGCCCAUGUCGCCGGCCCAAAUGGAUUUCAUGGGCAAGCAGCAGGCCCUCGAGGUCCCGACCAUCUCGGCGCCGCCAUCGCUCGACGGCAGUCUCUCAUCGGAGCAGCUCGCCGCCAUGAGUGCACCUCCGACCCCCGUGAUUGGAGACGAGGAGACGAGUACCGAGGCGGCGUGGGCCGGCGUCCAUCUGCAGCCCGGUGCCCUGGCAACCCUUCACGCCUUGUCUAGCACGAGUGAGGAGGAUGUUCAUGAGCAGCCGUCGCAGGUCCUCGAAGUCGCCCAGACGUCGCCUCAAGCCACCACGGAGAUGCGACAGCAGCCGCUUCGAGUAAUCACGAGCCUUCGUCCGCAGGCAACCCACGGCGCUGUUCUCUCGCCCUUGCAGCGUCAGUCCCUGGCGGAGCUGACGCGGUUGGAGAUUCCGUCCCCGGGCGGCUUCUUCUCCGGUCUGUCUCCGCGAACGCGAACCACCUGGCACACGCAGGCCAAGACCCCCGAGGACCUACCGCCGCCGACCUCGACGACCGCCGAGCAGUUCUAUCGGUGCCCGUGGAACGAUGCCCCUGUGCCCCCCCUGCCAAAGCGUCCUGAUUCAGCCGAGGGCUUUUAUAGGAGCUUUGAGUUCUCGUCAUCUUCGGCCCCUGUGGAGCAAGUGGUCGAAGUCCGAAACGACGACCUUUCCGAUGGCAUUCCCACUGCUCGACCGGUCGUUCAGCACCAGGAUUCCAACUCCUCCGGCGAGACUGUCAAGCCGCCAGCGUCCCCCGCAGCUGAGGAUGCUCCAGCCGAGAUCGUCGUCGACUAUGACGCAACCUACGCCCGGAAGCAGCAAAAGGAGGCUCUCUCCAACCUCGAUCGCACCGAGCUCUGGCUCCUAGCCCAGCGAGCUUAUUUGAAGGGUGUGCAUGAUACUGAUAAUGAGAAUGCACUCAAGACUAUCGAGGAAGCUCCAGAUGAAGAGGAGGAGCAGGAGGCCAAGAAGACUCCCAAGUUUGAGCCCAAACACGGAGCGGAACCCAAGAAGAAGGUCGUGCGUUUCUCGGAUGUCAUUCCCACGACCGUGCAACCCAAGCGCCUCCCCUCCAAAUUGCUACGGCAAGAGUCGGCCUAUUACCGGGCGUUCCAGGACUACAUCGUUCGAACUCAGCUCCGCGAUGUCUUUGUCCACCAGCUCACACGUUUCGAGGCCCUGCAGGCGCAGAGGGUGGCAUUGCGAGAGACGCACCGCAAUCAACUCCUCGGCAAAUACCAACUGAGCGUCGUGCCUCAGUCCGCUAAGAAGCGCCUCAGUGCUAAUGUGGCUCGCGGCGACCAUGUCUUGACGGACGAUCCAGAGAAGCUGCGCUUAGAGAAGGAAUCUGAAGCCUCCAGCCAGAUGGCCAUGCCCACAUGGCAUGUCGCGGCCAUGAAGUUUCUCAACGGCGGACGUUUGAUAUCAGCCCCAGUGUCGAACAGGCUGGUUCGUCCGUCCUCCCUGGCAUCUGCACAGACCGGGACGCCUCGACAACGGGCGAGAAUCCUGGAUCUCGGCGGACAAUCGACUUGCGACUGGGCAUGGCACUGCGCGCUCCAGUACCCCAACGCCAAGGUCUACUCGGUCACCACGAAGGCCAUCCGCCAGCUGUCCAAUUCCAAUAUUCGCGGUCCCCCGAACCAUCGCCAGGUCGCCGUGGAGCGUCUCACCAAACUUCCUUUCUCCAACGACCAGUUUGACCUCAUCUCCGCGCGCGAGCUCCACAGCGUCCUCAAACUUGUGGGUGAGAACGGCCAGGAUGAGUGGGAGAGUUGCCUGCGAGAGUGCAUGCGGGUUCUCAAGCCUGGCGGCUACCUGGAGUUCUCGGUCCUGGACUCGGACAUGAUGAACGCCGGCCCUUUGGGGCUGGCCAAGAGCGUUGAGUUCGGCUUCGCGCUCAAGACGCUCGGAUACGACCCCAGCCCUUCAAAGAUGUGGCUCGGACGCCUUGCUCGUGCCGGGUUCGAUGAUGUUCGCCGAGUGUGGAUGUGUCUUCCCGUCGGCGCAAAGAGGCGAAUGUACCUGCCUCCCGUGCCAGCCCUCCGGGACACGAGCAGUCGAGAAGUCAAGGUCCACCAGCUGGAUGCCAUGGUCAUGGGAAGCAGCGACGACGUUGCCAGCGUGUGCAGCAUCGUCGGGGGGUGGAGCUGGGAGCGAUGGCUCCUCCGAUGCGAGAUGGAGAAGGUGGCCGGCGAGAUGAGGCUCGCCGACACGGUGACGACGGGGACGGCGAUGAAAGAGGCGGGCAGGUGCCUGGACGGUGUCCAUGCGAUCAUGGAGGAGGGAAGAGGGUGCAAGGCCGGAUUCCGCAUGCUCAACGGCUACGCGCGGAAGCCCAAGGUUGGCACUGAGACUAUCAGCAUCGCUCUGGCGAUGUGACACCUUGGAACGGCGGGUUGGUGGAUUCCUUUUGUCUCAAGGUCGCCGCGUUGGCGACGCUAACAUAGUGUCCAGGCUGUAUAUACACGUUGUGUCCAUCGAGGGUAUAUAGCCAGUUGGUACAGUAUAGUGGGCAGACAGGAGAGAUAAUAGAGUGCGCCGUGUAGUCGAGCAAAAAGAUGUAUGUACUUGACUCUUGAGUCGG